Messenger RNA from Python bivittatus (Burmese python), 1044 nucleotides. It is a transcript of the gene LAT, whose product is annotated as linker for activation of T cells. Gene Ontology annotation, molecular function: protein kinase binding. The record is from RefSeq and is a predicted model, not a curated record. Gene Ontology annotation, cellular component: immunological synapse; membrane. Lineage: Eukaryota; Metazoa; Chordata; Lepidosauria; Squamata; Pythonidae. Gene Ontology annotation, biological process: positive regulation of protein kinase activity; intracellular signal transduction; immune response.
UCAAACAGCGCAUCAUCUCUGCCACAGCAGACAAGCCUUCAUCCAGAUGUGGAAAUAGAGACCCUAGAUGGCUGUUGGCAUGUUCCACUAGCCUGCUCAAUGCUGUGUUUCACUCUGGAGUCAACACCCAUCCCAAGUCUACAGUAUCUACUGUCGGUUUGCAGGUGGCAUGGAUACCUUCCACACGGGUGAUUUCUUCUGGAUGUUGGCACUUGCAGUCCCGAUCCUGGUGGUUCUACUGGUACUUUGUACUGAUUGUCGUGACCCUGCCUUAGACACACCCUCUAUUGAUGACUACCAAUACAAGCCUUCAACUAAUAUUCAUUCCCAGACUUUCAGAGUGUUGAGGCGUCCUCCCUCUCCACCUUGGUCUGCCAUCCAGUCCCAGCCAGAUUUGCAGAGCAGAGGCCCUGCUUAUAGCUUUACUAGUCAGACACCUUCAUUCAUCAAAGUUGAAGAUAAUGAAAGUGUUCCCAGCUAUGAAAAUGAAGAACAAGCUUGCUUCAUUGAUGAUGAUGAAAAUUAUUUCCCUGGAUACAUAGAGGUGUUGCCUGAUGUUCCGAUCAUAGAACAGAGGAACAAGGAUCAUGCGUCUUCUGAGUCCAUAGUGGACCAAUAUGAAAAUGUGCCUGAGUCCCAACGACAUUCACUUGGUGAAUACGUGAACGUACUAGAGCCAGAACCGAUAAUACUAGAUCCUUGUUUUGUGGGCACAAGUGAUCGGGAAAGUGAAGAUGAUGCUCCAGACUAUGAGAAUGUCUGUUCUGGACUUUGAGGUUGAAAGGAAGAUUUCAAAGUAUCAUUCCUACCUUGGUGGAUCUAAUCAUCUUUGUGCAGGAUGGAUCACCACCGACUGUGUUGGCCCAAGGACACCUCCUGAGCAACCCCCCAUUUUGUCAUAACCUAUUUUUCCCCCUUUGCACUUUGGAUGACACAUCCUGAGAAUUUCUCCCAAUCAUCAGUAGCAGUCCAUGGAUGGACCUUCCCCAAAGCAAUUUGGUUUUGCUUUUGUUUUACGUUUGAUUGGCUAAUAAAGAACCAAGA